AUGUCCUCAGACGUCACUUUGAGCCGCCAGGAGCCCAGCUUCGCAUCUCUUUUCGAGGGCAUCUACCAGGGCGUCCGACAGGCGGCGGAGUGUGCGCAGAAGCUACAAGAGCUGCUGCCCCAUGAGGCCGACUCGCCACUCUCUCCUUUGAGAGUGUCACUGCCGCUCUUACCGGUACGUCGGAAGGGUUCCAACGAGUCGACAGGAGGGCGAACAGCGAGCAUCCGAAAGCAGGUGAGCUUCUCCAAGGCAGAUCCCCACACA
Messenger RNA from Symbiodinium necroappetens, 264 nucleotides. Lineage: Eukaryota; Dinophyceae; Suessiales; Symbiodiniaceae. The record is from the annotation of a GenBank genome assembly.